GAUUAUCUGUAAGGGCAAUGAAUUAUUGAGUCUGCCACAUGCUGUAUUUGGCUUGCUUCAUUUCAGAUUCUACUUUUAAGGCGGGCAUGAUUACUCUUAUACAGUUCCUUGUAUAAAUAUUUGAUGCACCUCUACUGCCCUUAUUCCAUGCGUAUGGAUUUAUCCAUUCAUUUAUUAUAGUAUUCUACUGCCCUCUUAUACAGUUUCCAGAAAGCCAAAACAGCUGCAUAAGGGGAGGUGUACCUGUAGCUUUUUCCAUGAAUUAUAGAUUUUGCACUUUGACAUGGAUGUAGCAUUCAAAGAACUCAACAUUGUAUACAUUAUAUUCUCUUCAAAUAAACGGACUUAACAUUGUCAUGUUAGAGGUUAUCAGUGCACAAUACUCAUUGAAUCUCAUUGAAGUAGCCGAGUAAAGGAAAAGAGAGGAACAGAUUAACUGAAGAAUUUGUUAGAGAAAUCCAAAGACUUUGUAACAGUGUAUUGAGUACUGUUCACAUGUUGGAGAUGCUGGAUAUGUAGUGAAUUAUGCAUUGUCAUGGCAGCUGUUAGUUGUUUUUUAUUUUUAUUUUGAGUUUAUUUUUGCUGUUUAAAAAAGGAUUUUAUGCAACUGUGAACAAAUUUAUUGAGAAUAAGGCUUAGCUUGUUGUUAGUUGGUAUUAUCUUUGCAGUUCGAUUUUUAAUGCAGUCACAAUUUUGUUUCUCUUAUCUUUAUUAUUCCAAAUACUGCAGUCAAGGAUGUUACAUGGACCGCGCUGAGGCAUUGGUUAGAGAGAUGGAAGAAGAGGGUAUAGAUGCUGCAAUUGACUUAUAUCACACCAUGAUGGAUGGUUAUACCAUGAUAGGAAAUGAAGAAAAAUGUCUCAUUGUGUUUAAUAGACUAAAGGAGUGCGGGUUCACACCUUCUGUAAUCACUUAUGGAUGUCUCAUCAAUCUUUAUACCAAGGUAUCCGCAACUUCUUUCCUUGCCUGAACUUAUUUAGGAAAA
Molecule: messenger RNA, 985 nt
Organism: Olea europaea var. sylvestris
Lineage: Eukaryota; Viridiplantae; Streptophyta; Magnoliopsida; Lamiales; Oleaceae
Product: pentatricopeptide repeat-containing protein At5g04810, chloroplastic-like
Exons: 2
Coding region: 680-970 (96 amino acids)
Molecular function (GO): protein binding
Source: RefSeq, a predicted model, not a curated record